UUCAGUCGCCAUGCGGUGUCUCCUCCCGAGCUUCCUCACCCUGACGGCGGCGCUGUGGGCGGGGCCUCUGGCUGCCCACGCCUCCACGCCCGCUCCCGCCUCGGACGCCCACGAUUUGAUUGUCAUUCUCCUGGAUGGGUUCAGGUGGGAUUACUUAGACAUCCACAAGAGAGGCGGUUUUCCAGGCUUCGAUAAAUUCGUGGAUGAGGGCGUUCGAGCAGAGUAUCUGAACCCAACGUACCCGCCAAAUUCCUUUCCAAAUUGGCACACCAUUGUUACAGGCCUAUACCCUGAAAGCCAUGGCAUCGUCGGUAAUUAUAUGUACGACGAAAUGCGAAAUGCCUCGUUUAACCUGGACCACCUGGAGACGACCUCAGACCCCCUCUGGUGGCAGGAUUCCGAACCACUCUGGAUCACGACCACGAAGUCUGGGGUGGACACGGCGCUCUUCCUGUGGUCAAGGUGCGACGUGCCUUGGGAAGGGAAGAUCCUGCCGAAGUACUGCGUUCCCUACGAGGACACGCCCCCAAACACCCAGCUCUUCGUUAAGAAUCUCAACCAGGCCGUCGACAUGAUACAGAACGAGGGAUACAAGAUGGCUAUGGUCUACGAUGGGGUGAUCGACACGCAAGGUCACGCUUACGGACCUACGUCUCCCGAAGUCACUGUGGCCCUCCGAGAUGUUGACCUCGGUCUGCAGGGCCUGUGGGAGGAUCUGGCCUCGAGGGACAUGCUCAACACGACGAACGUGGUGGUGCUCAGCGACCACGGCAUGACGGACGCCGGCCCGAGGGACAAGAUAAGGCUGGAUCUCGCCCCCUGCCUUGACUACGCGCAGGUUAUCAAGACCACAGAACAUGCCGGGUACAUCAACAUCCUCCCUACGAAAGGUUACACAGACCAGGUAGAGGAGUCGCUGAAGAACUGUCCGGACGUUUCUGAGAACAUCGAAGUAGUGAGGAAGGAGAAUAUGAAGGAACGUUACCACUACAAGGACCACAGACUCAUCCACGAAAUCAUUGUGUUGCCGAAACUGGGCUAUUACAUAAAAUCUCCGGAAACCAACUACUCCCUGCCAGAGCGAGAAGGAACAUCCGUGGGGCAGCAUGGCUUCGACCACACCCUCCAUCAGACGCCAGACAUGCGGGGGAUCCUGUUCGCUUGGGGCCCGUCCUUUGUCUCAGGGCACAAAGCCGGGAUUGUGGAACAAGUGGACGUGUAUGGCCUGCUGUGCCGCGCCCUCCAGCUGUCGUGCCACGCCUACAAUGGCACAAUGGAUCACGUGGAAGACUUUUUCGACUCGGGUUCCCCCUCCGGUGCCCCGUUCUCGUCCCAUCCCCCAGUCCUCACCUACCUCUUGGUCGGUGUUGCCUCAGUCGUUGCCAUAGCUGUGAGCGCCACCAGAGGGCUUGGUUGAGGAGGAUGUUGAAGGGGGAUGUUUGAGAGUGGGAUGUAAUCUUUGUGAAAUAAGGAAGAAUGGACAGCAACAGUGUCUAAAUGAGUGUAGUGGCGUAGCUGGACUUUUCGGAACC
Messenger RNA from Penaeus indicus, 1532 nucleotides. RefSeq names its product glycerophosphocholine cholinephosphodiesterase ENPP6-like. Bases 11 to 1417 code for a protein of 468 amino acids. The record is from RefSeq and is a predicted model, not a curated record. The transcript is spliced from 9 exons. Lineage: Eukaryota; Metazoa; Arthropoda; Malacostraca; Decapoda; Penaeidae.